AUGGCAACAGUUGCAUAUCUACCUGCUGGUUUUUCAGACUCAGAGAAUGAGGCUUAUGACGAAUUUGAUGGAUAUUAUUUCGAGAAAACAAAUAAAACGAUAAAAAUAGUGCAAAAAAGUGAAUUCGAGGAAUUUCGUGACAACUUGUUGAGUCAUUUAAAGAGUAACAAUGUAUCGGAACUACGUAAAACAUUAGAUAAAGGCUUACGUACUGGAUUUGACAUUGAUUCGCCAAUUGAUGAUCAUUGGAACUUGCUGUAUUUUGCUUGUUCUUAUGGAUUUCCGGAUGUUGUGAAUUUCUUAACUGAAGAACGAGGUGUAAAUGCAGAUAUACGGAUUGAUGGUGAGACAGCUCUUAUGAUAGCCUGUUCCUCAACACAAAACUCAGAUGAAAUACUAAAAAUCAUCAAGAUCCUUCAUAAAAUGGAACCUAAACUCAUAAACUGUACAAAUUACAUUGGAGAGAAUGCCUUAAUGCUGGCAGCAAAAAGAGGUCAUUUGAGUGUAAUUGAAUACUUGAUAAAAGUUGGGGAAUCAUAUAACAUCAUCAACAACAGCGGUCGUAACGUGCUGUUUUAUGCGAUUGAAGGAAAUAACAUAGAUAUUGCAAAAAAGCUCUUUGAAUUGGAAAUUGAUUUGGAUAUCCGUGAUUGCUAUGGAACAACUGCAAAGAAAUAUGCUGAAGAAUGCAAUACGAAAGAAAUAUUGGAAUUAUUUCCUCUAGAAGAGUACAAGUAUGAGACACCAUCGUCAUAUUACAGUUAUAACACUUUUGAUGCAAUCGUUCCUAACACGCUUGGUGAAAAUCCUAUACCAUCAUACUUUCCAGAUAUUGUAGCGAUGCUUCGAGGAAUGGAUUUUGAGAGAUUUAUAACACAUUUUUCACAAGCAAAUAUAACAUUGGAACAAUUUUUAACUAUCGAUGAGAAGAAGCUUGAAGAAAUCGGAAUUCCAUUACCAUAUCAACGGAAAAUCAUCUUGCUUGGUCUGCAUAAGCUAUUCAAAGGAAAAUGGACCAAAAACUCAAUUUACAUACCCGACAAUAUUAGAUCUCAACUCUCACCCGUCGACCUCGUCUACUUAUUUGCCAAUAUCUUACGUCAGACGAUUGCAUUAAAAAGCCAACUGAUAUACAUAAGACGAUUGAGAACGGAUUAUGGAUUAAAUUAUCCUUUAGAGAAUCUAUCCAUUGAACAUUUGAGAAAUUUUCAAAAUCAAAUCAAGGAAUUGAAUCGUAAAAUGAAGACAAUGGAGGUGACAAAACGUCCUUUAUUGAUAGAAAAGCAAACUCAAUCAAUCGUAUCUAAUGUGCUUAAAGGAUAUGACACAAACGAAAUGUUACAGAUUGCACUGAAAGUUGGUUUACCGUUGACUAUCAUCUCAUUCAUCGCAAUUAAGUAUUUUCAUACCAAGUAA
Molecule: messenger RNA, 1416 nt
Organism: Chironomus riparius
Lineage: Eukaryota; Metazoa; Arthropoda; Insecta; Diptera; Chironomidae
Source: the annotation of a GenBank genome assembly